This is a messenger RNA of Caenorhabditis auriculariae, 4481 nucleotides long. The record is from the annotation of a GenBank genome assembly. Lineage: Eukaryota; Metazoa; Nematoda; Chromadorea; Rhabditida; Rhabditidae.
AUGUCGGCUGCAAGACGCAGAGCCUCUCUUGACCGUAUCUCGUGUCUUUUGGACGUCGAGCUGAAGAGGAUUUACGCCAGAGGCACUGCUGACGUUAUGGCUGCCAAUUGUCGCCAACUGGUGUGUUCUGUUUUUUUAACCUCAUACCGUCAGGACGUCUCAAGGGGUGUAAAUUGUGAAAACUUCAGAAUUCAUUGGAGUUUAUCGAGUAUCUCUAUUACAAGAUAAACGAUGCAAUCAACAGUGUGAACGGCGGUUAACACCGCGGCUUCCACCGAUUGGCGCGCUUUCAGCACAAGCUCAAAGAUAAAUCUGUUGGUUUUCCAAAUUUUCCAUUGACGGAAAGAGAAUCUCAGGGCCUUCCGAUGACGAUCCUGACGUUGCCGCUCACAGGAGAGGACAAUUCCUUGCCUCCACCUUCCGCCUCGCAGUCCAGCCACUACGCAGCUUCCUCCCGCGGCAGCGACGAGUACGAAGAUUACGACAAGGUCAAAUUUUAUCAAAUCGCUUCAUUUCAAACAAAAUGAAUGGUAAGAAUCAUAAAAAGUUUUAUUUGGUCACCAGAUUAUAAAUGGAAAGUUUUCCUUACAAGGGGUGUCAUAUUACUCUGUACUUCAGAAAUUCUUGAAACGAAUUCGAUCAUUUGUUUAAAAACUUCAUCAAGUAAAUAAGAAAGCCAAUUUCACAGAAAUAUCUGCAAUCCCUAGUGAAAUAGGGUCAAGGAUUCUUGUUCCAGAUAUCUGACGCAGGCUUCUACAGCUCGCCGUCACGUCAGACUAUUGUACGACUUUGAUCCUAAGCACGAAGAUGAGAUUCCAGUGAGUUCUUGAGAGACUUCCAGCUGGAAACACUCCGAGAAUCGCAGAUCCGAGCAGGACAGUGCGUCUUGGUCGAAGACCGUAUUGGGGACGAUUGGCUUGUCGGCCACGUCAUCUCCGAUCCGAACUUUUCUGAAUCGCAAGUCGUUCCCGGUUCCACGCCGGCCACCGGCCGGUUCCCCACUACCUACGUUGCGUUUCGACGUUUUUUUUUUGCGACUGAAAAACAUUUGGGACGACUAAGGAAACCAAAUUUUAAAAAAAAGCAGCAUCAGCGCGCAUGAUGCACUUUGUAAAAAAAAACCGUACGAGUAAACUCUUUCUAAAUGGAGUUGAGAAUCAAAAAAAGUUUAUUUUGAACUUCAUCACAUUCCGAUGAUUUUUAAAUGCCUUCUGUUUUUUUUUAUUGAAACCUGCUUCGAUCAUUUUUUUUUUCAAUUCAAGUAAUGUUAAGAAGAUUUUUUUUUCUGCCGGUGUGGUUUUCAACUAAUUCGUUUUUUUUUCAAUUUUAAUCACAAUAUUUUUAAACAUGCCGUGACUUUUUUCCAUAGUCCCCAUAAAACUGUCAUUCGAAUCAUAUCAUGUCGUGUCAAUAAAUCUUGAUAUUUCUCUAAGAUGACGUGAAAGAGAGCGAGCUUUGGUAUAAACCUCGCAUAUCAUUAUCACGACGAGGAUUCCGCCGCGCAGUGACCGCGUUUCAGGUCGUUCAUCACCCUUUAGUGUUGCCUUCCGCUCUUUUUUCCCUUCCGACAGCGCCGGAUGGAGAGCGAGCCAGAUGGAAUAGUAAGCAUUAGAUUCAAUGAUGUUCGAUCAACUCACCUAAAACGCUUUUUAUGACUUUUUAAAGAGGAACUUAACUUUGAGUAGAGCUUUUGAAUUGAUAUGUAUUUUCUCGGGUAAAGUCGGAAUGAUGGCCAAUGGCCGUUAAAAGGGAAAGGCUCAAAAAAGGCCCCAGAAAGACAGCAAAAAAAAAACCCCCCUCUUUAUCGAGCCUUCCAUUCUUCCAGGGAUUGUAAAAGCUCGAGAAAUAGUGGAAAAAAGGAGAGGUAGCAUAAAUGGUGCAUCAGAGCCGAUGAAAUGGCGCGUUUGUUUUUUUGCUAUGCCUGAAGGUAGUAGCUAAAAAUCAGGUUUAAAUCGAGCCGACAAAAUUUUAACGCGGUUUUUGAGACUGUUCAGGAAAAGUAAAGUUUUUUGCAGUUUUUGUCCGAACAAAAAAAAUUGAAUUGAAAUUGAGGUACAUGUAUUUCCUGUCAGAAUUUCUGAACUUCAAAAAAGCGAAUCUUUUUCGCAGUUUCAAUUGGCAACAAUCUCAGUGUGAAUUGGCCCCAAAGAAAGGAUUUGAAAAGGAAUAUAUAGCCCGUAGGGUCAUUAGUUCCUUUUCGCGCGGUUCCGAACUCUCCGAAAUCAAACAAAAAAAAGAUGCAGGACGGAUGUUUUUCGAAAGGUCAUCUUGCUGUUUCAUUUCAACUCAACUUGGUCAAUCAAUUUUUUUCGUUUUAUUUCGAAAAAUACCUCGAUUCAAAGCAAAGCUGUUUCGAAGUUUUUUUGAAUGAAGAAUAUUAAUGACAUUCUACGGUAAUAUUUAUGAAGAAAAAAAUCGUUCCGCUACUAUAUUUGUUCAAAAACUUCACUAUGGCGUUUCUUUAUAUGCUUCAGGAAAGUAACUAGGCGAGCUGUUAAGAGUUUUAUUUUUUUUGGUAAUGAACCCAUUUUCACUUCUGAACACAGGCCAACCUCCGUUAAUAUUCAAAAAAAGUCAUUUUAUGUUUUUUUCUCAUUUUUGGAGUGAACUUUUUGGUUAAGUGACAACUUAAUCUGUAAUGAAUAGCCGCAGACAGAAGAGCCGGAAAAAAAGUUGAGUCCAGUGGAAGUGGUGUGUCCGUUUCAAAGCGUUAUCACUUGACGGUUUGCGUACCCCCCGUACUCCCCCAAAAUCCGAAAAUCGAUCUGUUUUCAAUGUUAUCCUACAUUAUGAAGUGAGUUUUAUGAUCUGGCCAAGUUUCAGGCCGUUGGGAUGAGUUUUAAGAAAAAUAAUUUUUUGGGUCACCGGAAAUUGAUAUUUUGAAAUUUUGAAUUUUUUGGCUCAAAAUCACUAUCAACCUUGAGUUAACCUCAAAUAAGGUAUAUGCUUCAAGUUUCCAGGCUUCCGGACGUUUUUCGACCAAGUUAGAGUGGUUCCCGACCGCGACGCAUGGUGGCAAAAUUUACGCUCCGCUUUCACUGUGUGUUAACACCGUGAGGAUGAGUUGAAAAAAAAAAAAUGAGGGUGAAAUUUUCUCUAAAUCAAAUAUGUUGUAGAGCACGAUUUUUGGGAUUUUUUGAAAUAAAAAUUGAAUAUCAUCACUCGAGCCGUUUUCGAGAUACGGUGGCUCAAAGAAGUACGGUAGGCCCCUUCGAAAAUCUAUAUCUUGACAAAAAUUCGACGAAUAAGGUGCAAUAUAAUUUUAUUCAAUUUUUAAAAAUCUAUCACUUCAUUAUUGCUUAUUAUUGCUCAUAUUAGAGAAUUUUUCUCAAAAAAAUCAAAACCAGUAUAUGACGUUGCGGUCCGGCGUUUUGUCUUGUUGCUAUCGAAACCACAAAAAAAAAAAUCUAUCUACUGAGCAAAACAUGAAUUAGGCGAGUUUUCCAUCUAAGACCCGAAAACUCCAGAAACCUGUGAUUUUGGGUAAGAUUACCGAAUAACUUUUUUAUCUCGUGUUUAUUUGGAUUGAAACUAGCGAAAUCGAGAUCAGCAUGCAUUCUUACAUCUACUAGGUCAUUUCUCAAAACGAAACAAGGAAAAAAAAUCGAAAUUUCAAAACAUCACUUUCCGGUGACCCAAGAAAUUAUUUUUCUUAAAACUCAUCCAAGCGGCUUGAAACUUGGCCAGAUCAUAAAACUCACUUCAUAAUGUAGGAUAACAUUGAAAACAGAUCGAUUUUUCGGAUUUUGGGGAGUACGGGGGGUACGCAAACCGUCAAGUGAUAACGCUUUGAAAUACUCUAACUUGGUCAAAAAAACGUCCGGAAGGUUGGAAAUUUGGAGGAUAUACCUUAUUUAGAGUUAACUCAAGAUUAAUAUUGAUUUUGAGCCAAAAAAAUUCAAAAAUUUCAAAAUAUCAAUUUCCGGUGACCCAAAAAAAUUAUUUUUUUCUUAAAAACUCAUCCAAGCGGCUUGAAACUUGGCCAGCAUUUGUAAGUGGAUCUCUUGAUUCGUGAGUUUCUUCUAUUGUUUGAUUUUUUUUAAUUUUAUUCGUUUUCGAAACUUUUCUUUUAAGAUCAAGAGCUGAGAAUUCAGCCCAAAGCUGAGAAAAAAAGAACUCAAAAAAAUCUUUUGGUAUUCCAACAGAAACAGAAACAGUAUUGAAAAAAAUCGUGUUUUUUUCAAUAAAAAGAUAGUUUUGAAACAGUGAAAUAUGUUUAAAUUUUUAUUUUUUUGAGCUUUUUUUAAAAAUAUUUUUUUCAAAAAAACCUUCUGAGCUUUCAAAACUCAAAAAAAUUGCUAAAAAACCCAAUUUUUUUCCAGAUCCCCAACUUUCGUGGUCCCAAUCAGCAUCUGCGAAACGCCAGUCUGGCGGAAGAUCUACGUCCAAGCGAUGCCAAGCUUUAUUCGACGAUUUCUGUGCCGAAAUCGCUCCUGGAGUACUGUAACCGUACCGAAACUCACUACCGACCAGCAAACUAA